AACAAUCCACUUGACAUUUUAAAACUUACUUUAUCCAACUUUUACUUAAUUCAACAAUAUAACGACUACCUUUUGGUUCGAGCCUAGACGUGCGAAUGUCAACAAGGUGACGUACGUCACAGUAAACUGCGCGUCGUUACGUCACAAGAGUCUAACCUUUAAGCCUAGCUUCAUUGUCAUUCGUGCGUCUAAUCUCGAACGAGCAGGUCGAGCAAGUAGCCGCUUCGUAUAUUGUUGGAUUAAGUCUUUAUAAACGUGAUUAUUACGAUUACUAUAAUUGGUGAAUCAUAAGCAUGAUGGCUAUUUCGAAACAUAUACAUAUUUCGUACGAUUUUUGUGUCAGAAAUAAACAUAAUACAUUGAUUCCUCGGGAUUUAUUCGAAGUGUGUCGGGUGCGCGAUAUUGAGACUCAAUUUUACGAUCCAUCGUAUCUUAACUUUAUUUAUGUAGAAUCGCAUGAUGAUGAGUGUUAAAAUGUCAAGUGGAUUGUUGUAUAAUAAGAACGUGUGUAUGCGAUUAACGUCGGGAGUGCCGUGCAAGUUUCGCGCGAAUUAAUGAGACGUAUUUUUGUGAGUGAAUGCCACGACGAAGUAACAUGAGAGGUUAAGGAUCCGGGGAGAUAGCAACGGCGAGAAGCAAUUGCAAUAUCAACUCAUCGUAACUUCAAUAUCAUCAACUCCGCUGUGCAUCGAUCGAAGGCAUCGCGUACGAAUCGCGCGUUUCCAUGGUGGAUACUUUCCAAGAACGCAUAAUGCCGGAAAUUGAUCCAUACUUCGAUACCACAAUGAUCUCCAACAUCACUGGCUUGGCCGGAGAUACUGUUCAACUAGGAUGUAGAGUAAAGAAUCUCGGAAAUAGAACGGUCUCGUGGGUGAGGCAUCGUGAUAUUCAUCUGCUGACAGUUGGUACUUACACUUAUACGAGCGAUCAGCGUUUCGAGGCGAUGCAUAAUAAACUUCAUACAGAUGAAUGGAUCCUCAAAAUACGAUAUCCACAGCGAAAGGACUCCGGUACCUACGAGUGCCAAAUAUCCACCACUCCGCCCAUCGGUCAUCCUGUUCAUCUCAUUAUAGUCGAACCUGUGACGGAGAUAGCCGGUGGUCCAGAUUUGUUUAUUAACAAGGACAGUACGAUAAACUUAACAUGCUACGUGAGAUACGCGCCCGAACCUCCGUCGACGAUAAUUUGGAGUCAUAACCACCAGGCGAUUAACUUCGACUCACCGAGGGGUGGCAUCAGUCUGGUAACGGAAAAGGGGACCGUGACUUCGAGUCGUUUACUCAUUCAGAAGGCGAUCGAGAGAGACUCCGGCCUUUACACGUGCUCGCCUAAUAACACUCAUUCUAACAGCGUACGAGUCCACAUAGUCAAUGAAGAACAACCAGCGGCGAUGCAUCAUGGCAGCGGCGACAGAAUGGCCGCGACGUUGUUUCCGGUCGUCCUACUUCUUUGGAUGAUAUUCUAGCCGACGCUAUGCACUCCGGGUUGAAUGUGCGCGAACUUAAGCGCGGUCGUCUAACUCCUACGAAACUAGCGGGCGGUUCUGUUUCGCGGUUUUGUCUCUGGGAAUUCAGCUCGCUGCGACGCGCAUUCGACACAUUCGCCUUGCGAAAGUAACGUGAAUCUCACCCAUGGUUCGCGUCGCGACGUCUCCCCCAUUACAUCAUUAGAGCGUCAGGCUGACUAACAAUAAGACGCAUCCACGUUACGAGAAAUUCAAUUGUCAUGUCGUCGUCUGAAAGACACGAACUGAAACGAUAAUAUUAGAAUAAAUAUAUCAAUAAAUGAUAGAUUGAUGCGAUUACAAUCGCUGAGUAUAUAUUUCGUUCUAUAUGAUCAUGUAUAAGACGAUAUAAUUAUAUUUUUUGAAAAACGAGGACGAAAAUUUAGCUUAAUAUAUAGAAGAUUAAGAUACAAAUUAAAAAAUAAUAUUUUCGAUUAACAAAGAGAUUGAAUUAUCCAACGAAAUUUUGUAAUCAUUUAUUCAGUAAUUUUUUUAUCUCGUAAUCAACAGAGAAAAGUUAUUCUACAACACUUAUUAACACGAUUAGUCGGUUUGCUGAAAUUGGAACUAUCGCGGUAUUUUUAAGGCUAUAAUCAUUUUGCAAAAAAGAACAAUUUUAAAAUCUUGCCUCGCUAAGAAAACAAGCACGAAGUCUUUUUCUACUUCGGUGAUAAGUCGCAAGUCCGUUUCUAUCGUCUUUAGAAUCUUUCUCCACUUUUCAAAAUAAAAAUCUGCGAAGAAAGAACAUUUUCGCAAAGACGGAGACUAGCCAUACUAAUAUAACGCUUGACCUAUUAUAAAAACGAUCCAAUAAACACAUUCCUGAAAUGAUACUUGGGAAGAAAGGAACAGCAAUGAGAAGAUUGCACUAAUACCAAGUAAAUCCGACUUUAAGGUGACAUUUUCCAAUAUUAAGCAAAUAUAAAGAAAACGCUCUUUGUGCGAAUUCUAUGAACUUCGACAAAAAAUUCAGAAAACGAUUCGGAUAUUUAGACGAACGCAAUCUCACGCAAAAUUGCGUGAUAAUACGCGAUGAAUUUAUUAAUGUAUCAAAUGGAAGAAACACACGCGCUACACCGAACGCAAUAUGUCGGGGAUAUUUCAUUUAUAAUAAAAUUUAUCAUCGCGUCUACCAUUCCCACUUAACAGCCUUGAACACGAAUACCGCGUUUCCGUUAUUGCAGUUAUUCAAUUAUUGAAUGCAUUCGGUAGACUGAACGUUCGCUCCACUCGUUGCGACUGUCUCCUGCUGCGACUAGGGUAUAUAUCCGGACGUAAUCUUGUUAUCGGAUUAUUGAUUGUCGCGCAUGAGACGAGUUGGAGGCUUUUAUGCAAGUAGAAUUUUAUUAAUUUAUAAAUACAUAUACAUCUAAAAAAAGUCACUAUACUACGUUAUGAUGUUCUAAAAUUUGAAAUAUAUAAGGUACGAUAAAAAUGUAACAGUAAUGAAAACGCAUGAGUUGCUUUAACGAAGACAAACAAUAUUAAAAGAUGAUAUAUAUCAUCAUUUAUGUGGAUAUGCGCGGAUAUCAGAAAUAUUUACUGAGAGAACUCGAUUAAACUGUUGCUUUUAUUUGUCAAUUUUAUUUAAUGAGA
This is a messenger RNA of Camponotus floridanus (Florida carpenter ant), 3100 nucleotides long. RefSeq names its product zwei Ig domain protein zig-8. Lineage: Eukaryota; Metazoa; Arthropoda; Insecta; Hymenoptera; Formicidae. Gene Ontology annotation, cellular component: neuron projection membrane. The transcript is spliced from 7 exons. Gene Ontology annotation, biological process: synapse organization. The record is from RefSeq and is a predicted model, not a curated record. Bases 725 to 1465 code for a protein of 246 amino acids.